CCGGAUGUAGCACAUCGACUUCCCCGUUUGACGCACAGUACCCGGUCUUUCAACGACUGUAAUCCCGGGCCCUUUCUUUGAAACCGGUCGGACUAACCUUUGGGCAUUCCAUCUUUUUUUCGGUUUAUGCUGGUGCAACUGCAGAGAGCGUUGUCGCGGAGUCUGUCGAGUGUUGUUUACCGAGUCGCUCUCGCAAUGAAGCCGCAGGUUAUAUUCGUUUUGGGAGGGCCGGGUGCUGGGAAAGGAACACAGUGCACCAAAAUCGUGGAGACGUUCGGCUACACGCACCUCUCGGCCGGGGACCUGCUCCGGGGUGAGAGAAUGCGGGAGGGCUCUGAGUUCGGCCAGCUCAUCGACACCUACAUCAAGGACGGCAGAAUCGUUCCUGUGGAGAUCACCAUCAACCUGCUAAAAAAGGCGAUGGAGGAGACCAUGCGGCUGGACCAGCAGAACUUCCGCUUCCUCAUCGACGGCUUCCCCCGUAACCAGGACAACCUGCAGGGGUGGGCCUCCGUAAUGGAGGACAAGGCCGACGUGAAGUUCGUCCUCUUCUUCGAGUGCAGCGAUCAGGUGUGCAUCGACAGGUGUCUGGAGAGGGGGAAAAGCAGUGGCCGUACUGACGACAACAGAGAAAGUCUGGAGAAACGGAUCAAGACAUACCUGCAGUCCACUCGGCCAAUCAUAGAGCAGUACCAGCAGCAGGGGAAGGUGCGCACUGUGGACGCCUCCCGCGGUGUGGACCAGGUCUUUGCAGAUGUCAAGGCUCUCCUGGAUAAGGAAGGGUAGAGCGUUUCCCCUGGCAACCAUGUGCAGUCGCUAAUUGGAGCCGUCACAUUCUCACACUCCGUAUAUAUGUCUGUGCUCACAAGUUUAUUUAUGUACGUGUUGAGGAUUUUUUUUGUAUCAUUUCUUUUCACAUGUAAAAGUUACAUUUCCUGUUGAAUGGUGUGUGUUUGUGUGUGUGUGUGUGUGUAUGUGCGUGUGUGUGUGUGUGCGGGGAGAAAAGGUGCGGUUUCACACACCUGCUACCAGGAAGUGAGGGUCUCUCCUCUGCCCUCCCUACUCCACAUUUUAGAGAAAACACUUCCAUCCCACCUGUAUGAAUAAGCAUAGUCCACUAACCACCUGUAUUAUUACCUAUAGUCCAUAACACACUCUUAUGAAUACGCAUAGUCCAUUAACCACCUGUAUUAUUACCUAUAGUCCAUAACACACGCUUAUGAAUAUGCAUAGUCUGUUAACAACCUGUAUUAUUGCCGAUAGUCCGUAACACACUGUUAUGAAUACGUAUAGUCUGUUAACCACCUGUAUUAUUACCGAUAGUCCAUAACACACCGGUAUGAAUAAGCAUAGUCCGUUACUUACUUGUAUAAUUACCUAUAGAUCAUCACACUCGUGUAUAAAUCAUUCUUGCGCAUUACACUCCUGUACAAAUAGGCAAAAUCCAUCACACCCUUCGUAUAGAGAACAUACAGUUGUAUGGGGAGUCUGUUGUACAGAGUUUGAUUGUGUGUGUGUGUGUGUGUGUGUGUGUGUUUGUGGGUGUAAUUGGAGGGGCUCGAGUGUUAAAUAGGUGUUGUCAGGGAUGUUGAGGGAUCAACUUUGCCAGUACAGUAUACAACUGUAUACCUCAUCGAAGAUAAAAAAAAGCAACAUUUAUCUUAUUCUAUAUGUCAGCAUUUCCCAUUUAGGAUAUAUACUCACUAUAUGUAUCCUCACGUGCUUAUCGUGGUGGGCAGUGACUCGUCUUGUCACCCAUCUUGUGUGACACUUCCAGCUUUAGCGGCCAUUUUACGCCAGAGUGCUUGUGGCACACUGCAUAGAUUUGCUGUUUGUUUGUUUGUUUGUGUGCGUGCGUGUGUGUGUGUGCGCGUGCAGGAAACUCCUCAGAUGAAGGACCUACACAUCUGAUCUAUGUCUCAGUUUACAUGUGUGUAUUGAAUUUUAAGGAUAAAUGUAGGAGUGAAACUCGCACCAUGUGCACGUGUCACGGGCUGCUCUACAGACAACUGGAAAGGCUAGUCAGGUUAUCAAACCAGUUUACUUGGCUUAAAACAACAACAACAAAAAAGUUUUAGCUGAUGUUGACAGUAACGAUAACGAUGUGAGCAUCUACACUCAUGUACAAUAGCUUUCUCUAAAUAUCCUCUCGGCUGCGUCAUCUGCCGUUCUUUAUGUGACACCCUGUAAAUUCGGAUGGAUUUCGAUUGCCUGUCUGUGUUUUAUUGUUCAUGCUGGAAGAAAUUGGUCUGAAAGUGAUCCCAACGAUAUCGUUCAUGACUCGUCGUUAUCUCCGCCGUCCACUUGAGUUAGAACGAUUUUUAAAACAACAUAUUUAUCGUUCUAGCUCUUGUUUUGGACUGGCCUUUAAGCCCUGUUUCUCAGAUUACGGCCCUUGCUGACUGUGAACUGCUGGUCUUCCACCCUCUCUAUACUUGGUAGUCAGGUGUGAAGACAGUCUGGCCAAUCAGGACAUCCAUUUUAAGUGCGCAACUAACUACUCAUUUUAACCGUUUGUUUUCAUUUUCAUGCUCCAGACGGAAAAUGUGACAGCAAGGAUCAUUGACCAGUUUUUUGUUAAACUUGAAUUGUUUUUUAAUAAUUCAGGAGAAAGUGUAAAAAACGAUCAGAGAAAUAUACAAAUACAUAUGCUCUUCACUCCUACAGUCAGUGUGGAUUUAUGAUUCAUUUCUGUAUGAUUAUGGAGGACUGGUUAUGCAAAGAACGACUGGCUGUAGUUAACUCAUGCGUCCAGCAGGUGGCAGUGCUGACAUGAUUGAGUAUGUGCCUCCCAGGAUGCUGUCUGUCACCCACAAAGAGCAUCAUGCAGGGAUACUCUACUCUGGUCCAGAGGGCAGUACUACUGAUGGUAUGCUUAUGUACCUAGGUAGGGUUUUGAUUGAUUCAUGUCCCUGAUUGGAGAGAAACUCCACUCGCACAAUGUCCCGGGUCUAACAGAGUCCCUGAUUGGAUGGGAGGAAUGCCAUUUCUGCCAUUUCUGAAAACCCAGAUUCCUGUGUCCCUGCAAUAAUAUGUAUUAAAGUCAGUGCUGGCUAACUGGAAGUACAUUAUAAGUGUACUGUGUAGUUAUAUGUGCAAUUAUCUCUGGAUGAGAGGGUACUCAAUGACUGAAUGUGAUGUGAUGUUUCUGAGCUGAAAUGUCAGGAGAUACUGUAUGUCUUCUCCAGUCAAGUGUCAUUCAGCCGGGGACACGUUGUGUAUGGGAAAUCAUUUCAGGUAACAACAGAUCCCAAUUAUUCAGUUUGUCUUCUGAUUAAUCCCUUACAAACCAAUCCAGUCUCUUUAUCGACCCCCUUUCUUUCCAUGAUUAUAUUUACAAGAAGAAUAUUGCAGAAAUUCAGUUAAUGGUCAUACGGAGUUAUUCAGUUUCCAAAGAUAAGCAAAAGUGUUAAUGACCUACCAUGAAGGUCAUCACACAGGAGCAGUACAAACUGAUUAUUAUGUAAAGGUAAUAAUGACUGACCUUUUCCUCCUUAAAUGUGGUCUUUAAAGUAGUCCCACAAUAUGUUUAAAGUCCAAGAAUCUGCCAUAUUUGCCAUUCUUUCAUAUGAAUUCAUAUCAACAAUAUGAAAUUACAAAUAAGGUUAAUAUUGGACAUAAUAUUAUUAUAAGAAUAAGUCAUGUACCAUUGGCACUUAAGAUGAAAUCAAUAAAAAGAUUGUACUCUGA
Conger conger (European conger) is the source of this 3690-nucleotide messenger RNA. Its product is annotated as UMP-CMP kinase-like. Gene Ontology annotation, molecular function: ATP binding; UMP kinase activity. Gene Ontology annotation, biological process: UDP biosynthetic process; CDP biosynthetic process; 'de novo' pyrimidine nucleobase biosynthetic process. NCBI's taxonomy places the organism in Eukaryota, Metazoa, Chordata, Actinopteri, Anguilliformes, Congridae. The transcript has 6 exons. The record is from RefSeq and is a predicted model, not a curated record. The coding region runs from base 127 to 786 and encodes 219 amino acids. Gene Ontology annotation, cellular component: cytoplasm; nucleus.